Talaromyces marneffei is the source of this 486-nucleotide messenger RNA. RefSeq lists its product as uncharacterized. Lineage: Eukaryota; Fungi; Ascomycota; Eurotiomycetes; Eurotiales; Trichocomaceae. Gene Ontology annotation, molecular function: structural constituent of ribosome. The record is from RefSeq and is a predicted model, not a curated record. Gene Ontology annotation, biological process: translation. Bases 1 to 486 code for a protein of 161 amino acids. The transcript is spliced from 3 exons. Gene Ontology annotation, cellular component: cytosolic small ribosomal subunit; ribosome.
AUGGCGACCGAGUUGACCGUCCAGUCUGAGCGCGCUUUCCAGAAGCAGCCUCACAUCUUCGCCAACGGAAAGACCAAGGCCAAGAGCAAGAGAGUUGGAAAGGGUGGCCGAAGAUGGUACAAGGACGUUGGUCUUGGAUUCCGUACUCCCAAGAACGCCAUUGAGGGCAGCUACAUUGACAAGAAGUGCCCCUUCACUGGUCUCGUCUCCAUCCGUGGUCGUAUCUUGACCGGUACUGUUGUGUCCACCAAGAUGCACCGUACUCUCAUUAUCCGCCGUGAAUACCUCCACUACGUCCCCAAGUACGACCGUUACGAGAAGCGCCACAAGAACUUGGCCGCUCACGUUUCCCCUGCUUUCCGUGUUGAAGAAGGUGACCAGGUCACCGUUGGCCAGUGCCGCCCUCUCAGCAAGACUGUCCGAUUCAACGUCCUCCGUGUCCUCCCCCGCACUGGCAAGGCUGUUAAGUCUUUCGCCAAGUUCUAA